AUAGAAGCAAGUGGUGUUCGCAAGUAGAGAAAGAAGAAGAAGAAGACUUUGUUGUGAAGAACGUUUGAUCGCGGCUGAAGUCCCGAACAGUUUCACGGCCGCUUUCUUUGGGCUAGGCCGUGGACGCGGAGCCAAAGUGGUAAUGAAGCAGCAACCUCCCGGCGGCCUUGUGGCGCAGGUUGGGGCGCCCGUGGGAUCUGCCUGGAACGAGAACCUUCAACACGGAGGCGCCUUGGCGGCUGGAGCGGACUGCUGGGGUGAGGCAACCCCACAGAAGGGGGAGCUCACUUCUAUCUGCGGGGGCGUCCGCCAUUGGGAGCGUGGCAAAUCAGCGAGAAGCACCACCGGCGGAACAUACGUCAAGUGCAACCAAGAAGGGCACAUGAGCCGGGAUUGUGCCACUGCUGACUAUGGAGGACGACGAGGAUGCCUCAGGUGUGGCGAGGAAGGCCACAUGAGUAGAGAUUGAUCUGCAGACACUUGGGCGGCACACACCCAGAUGUGGUCCGCUACGCUUCGUGUGUGGCCAAAUUAGGCAUUUUGUGUGUAUUUUGUGCUAUAAUAGCUCAUUUAUUUUAGGAAAUUUCGAAAUUUGUACUUUUUUGACGAUGAUGUCGAUAAAUAUAUUCGUAUACGUUCCACUAUCUUGUA
This is a messenger RNA of Dermacentor andersoni, 651 nucleotides long. The record is from RefSeq and is a predicted model, not a curated record. NCBI's taxonomy places the organism in Eukaryota, Metazoa, Arthropoda, Arachnida, Ixodida, Ixodidae.